This is a messenger RNA of Odontomachus brunneus, 1274 nucleotides long. RefSeq names its product NKAP family protein CG6066. The transcript has 4 exons. Gene Ontology annotation, cellular component: nucleus. Gene Ontology annotation, molecular function: chromatin binding. NCBI's taxonomy places the organism in Eukaryota, Metazoa, Arthropoda, Insecta, Hymenoptera, Formicidae. The coding region runs from base 294 to 1073 and encodes 259 amino acids. The record is from RefSeq and is a predicted model, not a curated record. Gene Ontology annotation, biological process: regulation of gene expression.
CACUUCUCGUGAGAUUGGUGAAAGGCCAACGUGACGGGCCAGUAUCCAAUGAGAGAGAGAUACUUUUCGUGAGACAAAUAAUCAGUAAACAACAAAUAAUAUAAGUUUUUAUAGUUUAUAACAAAUAUGAUAGGAGUGCAUAUAUUAUUUAAAAUAGUUUAUAAAAGUUUCUGUAAAAAUUAAAGUAAAAAGUUUAACAAGAAGAAAGUAAAAAGAAGGAAAAGUAUCAUCUUAUCCUUAACGGAGACUAACAUUUAUAUUUGUAAGAAAGAAGAAAAAGAAGAAGAAACAAUAUGAUGGACGCUCGAAGACGCGAAAGAGAGUUAAUAGGAUUACGUGGGGUUCCUGAAGCUUGGAGCAAAUCUCCUACGCGAAUAGAAUACUCAGACGAAGAGGACGAAGAUCUAAAUAAACACAAUGGUAAUAUUUCACCAAAGGAUGGCAAGAGGAAGAAACAUGAUAUGAAAAAGAAGAAAAAUAAAAAAUUGAAGAAGGAAAAGAAGGAGAAGAAAGUAAGGAGAGAGAAGAAAGAGAAGAAGAGGAAGAAGAAGAAGAAGAAAGCAAAGAAAGACACAGAUAGUAGCUCUGAUGAUAGCAGUAGCAGUGGCGAUGAAGAAGUCUGGAUAGAGAAGACCGCUAUUACCAACAAGCCGAAACCCAGGAGAGGCUCGAGCUCGGAUGACAGCGGGGACGACGAUGUGGUUGGGCCUGCACCUAAGCCACACGUGACACUAUCCGCGAAAGACUUCGGCAAAGCAUUAUUGCCAGGUGAAGGUGCGGCAAUGGCGGCCUACGUGGCCGAGGGUAAGCGUAUACCCAGAAGAGGUGAAAUUGGCUUGACUUCAGAGGAGAUUGCCUCAUACGAAUCUGUCGGCUACGUCAUGAGCGGCAGCAGGCAUCGGCGCAUGGAAGCUGUUCGUAUCCGUAAGGAGAACCAGAUUUAUUCUGCUGACGAGAAACGUGCCCUGGCGAUGUUCAGCAAGGAGGAACGGCAAAAACGAGAGAAUCGUAUUUUGGGACAGUUCAGAGAAAUGGUUAAUCAGAAACUGGCACAGGAGCAGAAGAAUAAGUGAGGAUUUUGUUGCUUGUAUAAAUACGGAUUCCUGUUCUUUGUUGUAUAUAAGUGAAAAGUACAAUUUUGUAUUUAUUAUAAACAUUAUGUAAAUAUAAUUUAAUCAAAUUAGUUGUAAUAUACCUAUGUAGACUACUGAGAAUAAUGAAAUAAUUUUGCCAAUUGUAACCUUUAUUUGUAAUAAAGAGUUUAAGAAUCACUA